Messenger RNA from Aspergillus campestris IBT 28561, 1999 nucleotides. RefSeq names its product general substrate transporter. The record is from RefSeq and is a predicted model, not a curated record. Gene Ontology annotation, biological process: transmembrane transport; carbohydrate transport. The coding region runs from base 440 to 1999 and encodes 519 amino acids. The transcript has 3 exons. Lineage: Eukaryota; Fungi; Ascomycota; Eurotiomycetes; Eurotiales; Aspergillaceae. Gene Ontology annotation, cellular component: membrane. Gene Ontology annotation, molecular function: carbohydrate:proton symporter activity.
AUCGAUCCCAUCAAUACGAUCCAUCAUCGUGACCCCUCACCCGUUGGACCUCCGUUUAACCUGCGGUCAAGACCACCCGAUCCCCGUCGUGGCGUCAAGACUAUUCCCAAAGUAGCCGUCCCCGCACGCCUUCACCCCCCCUGUCGACGCAAGGACUAAGGUCAUGGCGUGCUCGAUGUCAGCAUUUGCGUGCUGCCGGAGCCAGUCAUAUCGCAGCAGUCGAGCCGUGUUGGCAUCAGGUGGAUGGACAGUUUGGAAUGGGGCGUCUCUCUUUGCUUUUGAUUUAGCAUGCCGUGCUCGCGCCAAGAGGAAUGCUGUGCCGUGCUUGUUUCCUCGAUUUUAAAGUAUUUCUUGUCCAACUUCUUGGAAGAGUGGGUAUACGUUUGACGCGUUGUCGAGGGAAUUACAUCCCUUGAAUCGGAUGGGAUAAACACUCGCCAUGGGACUGAAAGGGACUCCGCUCGGGAUCUUCCGAGCUUACUUCUUUGGAUUCUUUGUUUGUACCGCGGGAUUCUUGUUCGGAUAUGAUACCGGCAUCGUGGGAGGCAUCCUCACCUUCAAAUCCUACCAAAAUGACUUCGGCUACGGCGACCAAACGACCGUCAACGCCGUGAUGGUCAGUCUCCAAAAUGUCGGUGCCUUCAUCGCCGCGCUGGGCAUCUUCCCCGUCUCGGAGCGCUACGGUCGUAAGAUAACCGUCCAAGUCGCCAUGACGCUCUUCUGCGUCGGUGUCAUCCUGCAGGUCGUGCCCUCGCACUCCCUCGUGUGCUUCUACAUCGGUCGCGUGGUGUCGGGACUGGGGCUCGGCGCCGGCACCGCCGUCGUCCCCGCUUAUAAUGCUGAGAUGGCACCUAAGGAGAUUCGCGGUAUGCUAGGCUCCGGCAUGCAGUGGCUGUUUGCGCUGGGCGUCAUGGUGAGCUACUGGAUUGAUUAUGGUGUUAAGGUUGGUCUGCCUGUGUCGUCGAAGCAGUGGCAGAUCCCCGUCGGGUUGCAGCUAGUGCCGGCUGCGGUGCUGGGGUUGGGACUGAUCACCCAGCCGGAGAGCGUGCGAUGGCUGGUCAAGAAAGAGCGGUAUGAUGAGGCGUGGGCGAGUUUGACCUGGAUGCGCGCGGACGAUGGCGACGCCGUCAAAGCCGAGUUCAACGAAAUCCGCGUCGGCCUCGCGGAAGAGCUCCGCGCGACAGAAGGCCUCCGCAAGCGCGAGCUCCUCGAGAAAUCCAACAUCUACCGGCUAGUCCUCGUCUUCGGGAUCUUCCUCGGCCAGCAAUGCACAGGCAUGACAGCGCUCGCGUACUUCGGCCCGCAAUUCUUCAAGCUCAUCGUCGGCGACGACACGAACCAGUCCCUGCUCAUCACGGGCCUCUUCGGCGCAGAGAAGUUUGUCAUGGUCGGGAUCUACAUCCUCUUCUUCUCCGAGAAGUGGGGCCGCAAGCCUACCCUUUGGAUCUCCGCCCUCCUAAUGGCGACCUGCUUCAUCAUCGUCAACGUCGUGACCGAAACAACCCCCAAGCCCCAAGGCGAGACCACCUCCGCAGGGAUCGGCACAGUCGCCAUGAUCUUCCUCACGAACUCCGUCUACCAAUUCUCAUGGGGCCCGCUCCCGUGGCCAUACACGGCGGAGAUCUUCCCGUCGCGGAUCCGCGAGGUCGGCACGUCGGUGGCGGUGUCGACGCAGUGGCUGUUUAACUUUUUGUUUUCGCUGGUGACGCCGUAUAUGAUUGCCUCGUGGGGCAGCUACACGUUUACGUUUUAUGCGGUGUUGGAUGUGAUCAUGGCUGUUAUGGUGUUUUUCUUUGCGAAGGAGACGAAGGGGAGGAGUUUGGAGGAGAUGGAGACGCUGUUUGAGAGUAGGGCGGCUUUUGAUGUUGAGGCUGUUCGGAACAAGGCGUUGUCUGUUUAUAGGGAGGGGGCUGUAGAGGGAGAGAGGGAAGAGGAUGGGGAGGGAGGGGGAGAGGAGGUGGAGAGGGUGGAUGUUAAGGCGAGUAAGGCCGUGCCGUGA